UUCGAACGUCAAAAACGCUCGCCUUGCCCUGCGGGCUGUCACCCGUGCACGACAUUUGCAGACUGGGUCUGUUUACCCAUUGUUGUCGCAAUUGUGGGGCGCCUUUUAUCGUUCUUGCUAACAACCCGUACGGACGCGUCGUCGCCUUCGUCGUCGUCGUCGUCGUUGUCGAUUCGUCCUCGUCCGAUUUCGCGAGAAAAAACAAGAAACAAGUAAAAGCAAAGAAGUGCAUCAUCAUCAUCAUUGUCGUCUUCACAUAGGGAACGUUUUUUUGGUUGGUGUGUUGCGGGCAGCAGCAGCAGCAGCAACGCGAUAACAUUCCACUACAUAGUGCCGCGUGUGUGUGUGUGUGCGCGAAGGAGUGGAAAGUAAACGAACUGUAACCGAUAAAAGUGUGUCUCCCUGCCCUGAUGUGCUUGUGGCUGUAGCCGUGCUGGGGCCGAAAUAAGAAUAAAAAAAAACCCUAAAGUGAUCCGUGACCAAGGAGAAGAAGAAGAAGAAGAAGAAGAAGAAGCAGCAAACGUGCUAAGUUUGUGAAGGGAGGGUUUUGAGACUCCCGGGGCCUAUCGCCCAAUCGAAGUAAGCUGGUUUUGGUGGUGCCUGCCGAGUCGAACCCUGCCCAAAGGCACGACAGUCUGUGAAAUUAAAGCAACACCUGAAAAAGUGUGUAAAAUGUGCGUCGUGGUACGGUGGAAUCGACCGGCGAUACUGUAAAGCCCCCCUCCCACCCCCUACUCCUACUCCUACGUGCCGCGGGAAGCACCAAUGUGGCACCACUACACCGUGACAGCGCCACCCACCGCAACAACAACAACAACGACAACAGCUGAUCGACGCAAACGACGGAUGCACUUUUGCCGCUUGGUGGUGGUGGUGGUGGUAAUAGUGUUGGUGGUGGAUGCGCUUUCCACCGGUGGUGCGGUUCUGCUUACGGACGACGGGAACCGGCGGCGCUGAAUUCCCAACCCACAAGCCCACACAGAGCAGAGCAGAGGGGGAGGGCUAGAUACUCUAGUGGCAGCGUGGCAAUGACCGAAUCGUUCCCGUCGGCACUCGGCGGGCUCGGUAUGGCCGCCAUCAAGCAGCACCAGCAACAGCAGCAGCAGCAACAACCGCCCCAGCAGCAACCGCACCACCAUCAUCAUCCGCACCACCACCAGCAGCAGCAGCAGCAGCCGGGCGCGAUGUCGAUCGAGAAGCUGGUGCGCGUGGGCUACUACGAGCUGGAGAAGACGAUCGGCAAGGGCAACUUUGCGGUGGUGAAGCUCGCGUCCAAUGUCAUCACAAACUCUAAGGUUGCAAUUAAAAUAAUCGAUAAAACAUGCCUGGACGAGGAGAACCUGGCGAAGACGUUCCGCGAAAUAUCGAUACUGAAGGUGCUGCAUCAUCCGCACAUAACGCGCCUGUACGAGGUGAUGGAGUCGCGCAACAAGAUCUACCUGGUGACGGAGCACGCGGCGCAGGGCGAAAUCUUCGACCACCUCGUGGCGAACGGGCGCAUGCGGGAGGAGGAGGCGGCCCGCAUCUUUUCGCAGAUCGUGGCGGCCGUCGACUACUGCCACCGGAAGGGCAUCGUGCACCGGGACCUGAAGGCGGAGAACGUGCUGCUCGACACGGACAUGAACGUGAAGCUGGCUGACUUUGGCUUCAGCAACACGUUCGUCGAGGGACAGCCGCUGCGCACGUGGUGCGGUUCGCCGCCGUACGCUGCGCCCGAAGUGUUCCAGGGUGUGGAGUACGAUGGGCCAAAGUCGGACAUCUGGAGCUUGGGCGUGGUGCUGUACGUGCUGGUUUGCGGAGCGUUGCCGUUCGACGGCACGACACUGCACGAUCUGCGCAGCGUGGUGGUGGCGGGCAAGUUCCGCAUCCCGUUCUUUAUGUCGCAGGAGUGCGAGCAGCUGAUCCGGCACAUGCUGGUGGUGGAGCCGGAGCGGCGGUACACGCUGAAGCAGAUCGCGCACCAUCGAUGGUUGGCGCAGUACAACUCGAUCCCGAUGCUGGAGGCCGGGGACUACGGGCUCGGCAGUGCGGGUGGACCGGUGGUGCGCGAGACGGAGAACCUGGACACGGUCGUGAUGACGCACAUGCUGCAGCUGCCGGGGCUGACGGCGGACAUGAUUGCGCAGUCGGUGCACGAGAGCCGGUUCGACCAUAUCUACGCGAUCUACAACCUGCUGGUGGACAAGCUGCGGCAGAAGCGGAAGGAGAAGGGGCGGCUGCAGCACCACGCCAGCCUGGCGUACUCGCGCUCCCGCAAGACCAGUAUUACGACCGGCGUGGUCGACCGGACCGAGGUGAUCAAGAACGAUUCGCUCGAACGGUUGAGCCCGCUGACGAGCGUCGGCUCGACCAUACUGAACAUAUCAUCCGGGCUGGCGGGGUCGGAGGAGCUGGAGAAGUACGAUCAGGACACGGCGACCACACCGACCGGCGGUGCACCGGCGAGACAGUCGGACGUUGGGACGACUCUUGGUAGCGAUCAGCAGCAGCACCAGCAGCAGCAUCCGCAGCAUCAACAGCAGCAACAGUAUCAACAACAUCUUUUCCCACCGCCAAGCUGCCAUGGGGCAAAUGGGGCGGGCGGUGGUGGUGGUAAUACACGGCGGCACACGGUCGGACCGGGUGAUGUGGCGCACGAGCAGGUACUGGUCAACCCGAACGUGGUGCCGAUCAGCUUCAAGAUUGGGCCGCACGAACCGCCGGUCCCGCCGACACCGAACGUGCCGAUCAACAUUCCUUCGCUGCAGAACCAACCAAUCCACAAUCUGACCAUCAAGGAUCAGCAUCUGCUCAAGCCGCCGACUGUGAUGGGUGCAACGAGCUCCUUUGGCCGCCGGGCAUCGGAUGGUGGAGCGAAUCUGCAAAUUUACUACCCUUCGUCGUCUACCAACUUCCACGAUCAACAUCAUUCACACCAGCAGCAGCCGCAACAGCCGCAGUCACAGCAGUCGCAACAGCAGUCGCAACAGCAGCAAGGAGAUGGAUCGUUGCUGGGUGCGAGUGGGCCGACUUCCGCCCUUGGACCGAUUAGCGGCGCGGUAAACAAUUCCACGCUCAUGAUGGACCACGUGAUGAUGCUGCAGACGCCCAACAGCGAGGGCACGGAUGAUUCGAAUGAUGAAAUUCAGAGAUACAUGCAUGGACGCGGUUGCACCAAACGGCAUACCGUCGGCUGUACGGAUGAUCUGUCCGCCGGGAACGCGUCACCGAUGGAACCUCCGCAGGCACACUCGCCGGCCCCGUCGGCGGGCGGCACAAGCAGUACCGGUGCGGGCGGUGGAGGCCGCACUCGGCGUACCGGUCUGCUGACCGUGAUGGAACGUCCGCCCGUGAUAAGCCCGGACCUGAUACGGGAGGUGGAGGCACGCAUGAACCGCGACUAUUUGCCACCCUCGCUGCUGCCGCCCGUCUGCUCGCAGGCAUCGUCGGCAAUGGUCAAGCACCACGGUCCACUGGACGGCAUGGGAGGACCGCACGGACCCCAAUCGCACCCGCCCCCGAUGGUCUGUCCACCAGCCGUGCCGACGCCACCACCGGCUCACCAGCAGCCCCUACAGCAGCAGCAGCAGCAGCAGCAGCAGCAGCAGCAGCAGCAACAGCAGCAGCAGGCGGUAGUAGUGGUACAGUCGCAGCUCUGUAACCGACGCUACGCCACCCGCACAUGUAAGCUCCCGACGGUACAGGAAAUUGGCCGUUACAGCCCGGUGCGCCGCGCGUCCGAGGGCUCCCGCAUCACGUCCCAGUUCCAGGGCCCGUUCCAGGAGUGCCAGCAGCUGCAGAAGGGUCUGCACGCGGCCGCAAUAGCGGCGUCGCAGCAGCAGCGCAGCAACAAUCUGCUGAUAACGCCGAGUCCGCCGCUCGCGGACAACUCCGUCAGCCUGCCCGGCUCCCCGAUGCACUGCAAAGCGUUCGUGGACGAGCGGAGCAGUGCCGGCGCCACCGCUGGAACCCUGCCCGACAUUACCGUGCCGCACGACGUGCUGCUGUCGCUGGUGCCCGGGCUGGAGAAGCUGGUGCAGGAAAAUCGGCUGCAGAUCGACACGGCCAACAGCAUCCUGCACACGCGCACCAUGCCGUACGAGGUGGGCCACCAGCUGGGGCUGGUGCGGGGUGGUGGUAGCCCCGCAGGAGCAGGAGGUGGUGGGACGCUGCUGCUGGAUGCCGGCAUGAAUCUGUUGCAGCUGCAGCACAGCCAGAGUGUAUCGCCGCUGAAUGCAACGCUAAGGCAUCAUGGUGGUGGUGGCGCUGGUGUAGGGGCCGGUUACGGUGGUGCAGGAGGACGGCCCACCGGCUUCCCGAUGCUGGGUGGCGGCAUGCAACCGAGCUACAUUGCGGGCGGCGGCGGCGGCGGCGCGUUUGGCAAUCCGUACGCGUUCCAGAACCUGAUGGCGGCACCGGGCGGCGCAAUGUCGACGGUGAACGCUUCCAGUACGGGAAUGUGCCAUCUGUCGGGGCUGGAGUACCCGGGCAGCAACAGCAACAGCGGCUGUCCGUCUCCCGUGUACUACGCGAGCGGUUGCUCCUCGCCCAUCCUGCCCGGUCCGCCGGCCUCGAUCGUGAGCGGCUGCAGCGGGAACAUGAGCGGCAGUGGGAGUGGUAGCGGUGGUGGUGGGACUGGUUCGGCAAGCGCUGGUGGUGGUGGUGCUGCCUCCCCAAUGCAUCAAAUUACGCGUGGCAUCAGCACGUUGAAUACGGGUGGCGGUGGUGGCAGUGCCACCGGCAGCACCACAAUGGCGGGCGGUUCGAUUACGCGCGGCACCUCGUCCGCGGUGACGGCCGCCUUCCCGCCCUCGGUGGCCUGCAACGAGCCGCUCGAUCUCAGCAUGGACAUCGUGAACAGCGUGGAGAUCGAUUUUUCCGGCCGCAUAGUGGGGGGCUGCUACUCGGGCGCCACCACACCGGUCAACUACUUCGAUCCGAAGAACUACGGGCUGCUGCCGCCACCGCCACCGCAAACGAUGCGCAUCUGUGCGACGCCGCCCACCUCGCCCAACAACCUGUGCAUCAUCCAGGAGGAGCACCCGACGGCGACCGGGACGACUGCCGCCGGAGGGGCAGGCACCGCGUUCAAGAGCCACUCGGCGAACGGGUCGCCGGAGGAUCUUAGCUUCCAGCACACGCACCCACAGAUCUGCCUGACGGACGUGCAGGGCAGCGAGAUCACGCUCGUCGCGCUGUCCGACUCGAGCCACGGCGAUAGUGACGAUUCGCUCAACUGUCCGACCGGGGGCAGCAGCGCCACGACGAGCGGGCUCGGCUUUUCCGGGCUGCUCAUUACCGAGCCGGCGAGCGACAUGCCGUCGAUAACGCGGGGCGUCGGGCGGAAGGCAAGCCUCGACACGGAGAACAACUCGACGGCGACGGCGAGCAGCAACUCGGCGAAGCUGGACACGUCCGACAUUAGCGAGUCGUACGUGCGGCGGGGCAGCGAUAAGUCGCUCGGGUUUAGCGACGACAGUCUGAGCAACGAUUCGAACCAUUCGAACCUGUCGCCGAGUCAGGAACCGUCGGCUGCCAGCUCGGGCUUCAAGAGUGCCGACUCGUACUCGGAGCAGGACGGUGGCCGGCUCAGCCCGGACUCGCUCGGCGAGGGGGGCGCGCGCAGCUCGGACGAAUGCUACGAGCUGCCGCUGCCGCAGGAAUGCUCCUCGCUGGACUCGGCGCGCAUACUGGAGAUGGUGAAGCGGACGCUCGACUCGACGAUGCCGCCCAAGGGCUGCGUUUACGGUGUGACGGGCAGUGGCGGAGGUCAUGGCAGCAAAUCGGCGAGUGGGAUGGAUUCGAAUCCGCUGGGCGAUGGUGGUGGUGGUAGCAGAUCGACCGCUGCUGGCGGAGAGGAUCGAUCGAGCCAUGGUGCCCUCGGCGGUGCGGAUGGAGGAGCGACUGGGUCGGUUCGCGGUGGCAGCGGGGCCAAUUCCGAGGCACGGUCCAACCUGAGUCUGGAGUUUUCCGGCGGCCUGCAGAUCGAGCUGCAGGUGUACGAGGGCCGCAACAGCAAGGACAGCAAUACGAGCAAGGGCAUCAAGCUGCGGCGGAUCUCGGGCGACCAGUACGAGUACGGGAAGCUCUGCCAGCAGCUCAUUACCUCCCUGACGGUGUAGACUGCUUUUAUGUGUGUUUUUUUUUUUUUU
Anopheles coluzzii is the source of this 6131-nucleotide messenger RNA. RefSeq lists its product as uncharacterized. Gene Ontology annotation, biological process: protein phosphorylation; microtubule cytoskeleton organization; intracellular signal transduction. Gene Ontology annotation, molecular function: protein serine/threonine kinase activity; tau-protein kinase activity; ATP binding. The transcript is spliced from 7 exons. Bases 1029 to 6101 code for a protein of 1690 amino acids. The record is from RefSeq and is a predicted model, not a curated record. Gene Ontology annotation, cellular component: cytoplasm. NCBI's taxonomy places the organism in Eukaryota, Metazoa, Arthropoda, Insecta, Diptera, Culicidae.